UGAACGCGUCAGUGUAGGCUAAUGGAACUACAACUCCCUUGUCCACCAAAUGAGUCGUAAAGCAGUUUGUUGUGGUGCUGAAUUGUCGUUUGAACGUCAGGAACGAGCGGGAGCUUGAAUUAGACAGCAUUCAUUGACAUCUGCAGUGCCCGGGUACCUUAAUGGCGACAGACAUUGUUUCCCAGUUGGCCGACUCCCUGGCCAAAGCUAAAGUUGAAGAAGGGGAGCUGAGUUACAAAGGCCAGGGAAGAAAGCUGGAUGAUUCGAAAUCAGUUGAAGAGAUUGUGAAGGAGAUCGAGAACUUUGAAGGUCUCCAAGCUCUACGAUUGGAAGGAAACACUGUGGGUGUUGAGGCAGCAAAAGCCAUCGCCAAGGCCCUUGAGACAAAGAGCCUGUUCAAGUGCUGUUACUGGAGUGACAUGUUUACUGGCCGUCUCCGCUCUGAGAUCCCACCUGCUCUGAAUUCGCUGGGUGACGCUCUAAUGCUAGCAGGUGCCAAGCUGACCGUUUUAGAUCUAAGUGACAACGCCUUCGGCCCAGACGGGGUGAAGGGGAUUGAGCGGUUGCUCAAAAGCUCUUCCUGCUACACUCUUCAGGAACUACGACUCAACAACUGCGGCAUGGGUAUUGGAGGGGGAAAGAUAUUAGCUGCUUCGCUGAUUGAGUGCCAUAAAAAGUCCAGUGCAGAAGGUCCGCCGCUCAGCCUGAAAGUGUUCAUCGCCGGGAGGAAUCGUCUGGAGAAUGACGGCGCCACUGCCCUCGCUCAAGCGUUCCAGUUAAUGGGCAGCCUGGAGGAGAUCCACAUGCCCCAAAAUGGCAUCAAUCACCCCGGUGUAAAAGCCCUGGCGACGGCUGUUCAGCACAAUCCAAACCUGCGCACCCUCAAUCUCAAUGACAACACCUUCACUGAGAAAGGCGCCAUUGCCAUGGCUCAGGCCUUGAAACAUUUAAGAAGCAUCCAGGUGAUCAAUUUUGGAGACUGUUUGGUGCGCCCAGUUGGAGCCGCAGCAAUCGCUGGAACGGUUUCAGAAGGACUCCCCAUCUUGAAGGAACUUAAUCUGUCAUUCGGAGAGAUAACCGAAGAUGCUGCACUGGCUGUGGCCCAUGCUGUCAAGAACAAGAAUCAGAUGGAAAAACUGGAUUUAAAUGGAAACUGUCUGGGAGAGGAAGGCUGCAAAGUUCUGAGAGAUUUCAUGGAAGACAGCAACAUGGCCGAGCUUCUGGCGUCGCUCAGUGAUGACGAGGGUGAACCCGGAGACGAUGAUGACGAGGAUGAUGAUGAUGGCGAUGACGACGACGAGGAUGACGAGGAGGUGGAUGAAGAGGAGGAAGAAGAGGAUGAGGAAGAUGAGGAGGAAGAGGAGGAAGAAGAGGAUCAAGAUUCAAACGUUGGCAGCAAGUUUUCCACACCCCCAUCAGCACAACGACCGCCCAAUGUCUCGUCCUUUCUCAGUUUUCCGUCGCCGGAUAAACUGCUCAGACUGGGGUCCAAAAGAGCAGCACUGAUUGAACAGCAGGUGGAUGUGUCCGACGCAAGAAAAACAGCCGAAGCCUUUCUCAAAAUUGCAUCUGUGUACAAGGAGGACAAUAGUGAAGUCAAGAGUGCAGUCUUGGAAAGUGUUGAUGCCCUUUUGAGGAAAGCCUUUUCUUCUAUCCAAGGCUACAACUUUGUAUCCUCUUUGCUAGUGUUGCUGGGGCUUAUUAAGAGUGAAGACAAGGUGAAGCCUGUGCUGGUGGUCGGCGGUCACCUGCAGGCCUUGGAGCACGCUGUUCGUCAGGAUUACUUCCCCAAAGAGAGUGUGGCUGUGCUGGAGGCCUUCAUGUCCCGGUAAGGGCGUGACAGAAUGAGCCAAUCAGCAGGCAGCUUCCAGAAACAACAAGGCUUUGGAGUCCUGCGGCUCUUCUCGAUACAAGCUUCAGUCCACCUUGCAGACGACACGCACAGAGAGCUGAGGAACCUGGGUGAACACAAAUAACGCACAAACAACACAUUUGCUCACAUUUUAAUCAAAGGGGCAUCAUUCUCAUUUAAAUAAUUCUCAUUCUCAUUUUUGGGGAAGAUCUGUUUGCUUGAGCAUGCAGUGUUUUGUUACAUGACAUCUUUGUAACCGCUGGUGUGUUUAAAAAUACAAAUUGGGACUGCCAGGCAGGUGACACUCGUCCACUGGCUACACAACACAUUAUAUUGUACUAUGUAUGUAAAUGCAAAUAGUAGUUUUUGGUUUUGUAUGUAUUUGCUUUUUUUUUUUUUCUAUUUUGCAGCUGUAAUGUGCUGUGAAUGACGUAUUAAAUGUAUUGUAAAGUCAAGGUAAACUACGAAAGGGAUGUCUUUUUUUGACUAGAGUCACAAGCUGUUAUGGCUUUGCGUUGUUAAAAUAAAUUGUGUUGAUUUUAA
This is a messenger RNA of Syngnathus typhle (broad-nosed pipefish), 2395 nucleotides long. RefSeq names its product RAN GTPase activating protein 1a (gene rangap1a). The record is from RefSeq and is a predicted model, not a curated record. Gene Ontology annotation, cellular component: perinuclear region of cytoplasm; nucleus; cytosol. Gene Ontology annotation, biological process: signal transduction; nucleocytoplasmic transport; activation of GTPase activity. NCBI's taxonomy places the organism in Eukaryota, Metazoa, Chordata, Actinopteri, Syngnathiformes, Syngnathidae. Bases 162 to 1832 code for a protein of 556 amino acids. Gene Ontology annotation, molecular function: small GTPase binding; GTPase activator activity. The transcript has 16 exons.